Molecule: messenger RNA, 1956 nt
Organism: Pediculus humanus corporis (human body louse)
Lineage: Eukaryota; Metazoa; Arthropoda; Insecta; Psocodea; Pediculidae
Product: class D atypical G-protein coupled receptor GPRgbb3, putative
Exons: 12
Coding region: 1-1956 (651 amino acids)
Biological process (GO): G protein-coupled receptor signaling pathway
Cellular component (GO): membrane
Molecular function (GO): G protein-coupled receptor activity
Source: RefSeq, a predicted model, not a curated record
AUGGGAUCCCUUUGCGUGACAGAAAAUUAUCGAUCAGUGUUUGUAGAUGUACAAACGACUAGAUAUGACGGUACGAGACAAAAAGCGGAUAUGGCAUCACUUCUUUUGCAAGAUUUGGGCGGAAAUCAUCACAACGGUUUUUUAGAUGCCAUCAGCAAAAGUCUCAUUUUAUCCGACAGAAAAGUUUUCGCAUCUCGAAUUUUAUCACUCAACGCUUCAUCCGGUCUCGUCAUAACGGCCGUCACGUGGCGUCGUCCGUCCACGUUGAAAGGUUCGGAUUCGUUGACUCUGUUGGAAAUCAACGGUCCCGUGAGAGUUACCGAAGAAGAUCCGAAACCUGGAAUCAAACCCGACAGGUUUUAUCCUUGGUACGAAGAUUCCGAAUCCAGCCCACUGAGAUCCCCAAAAUUUAUGACGAGUCCGGCGAACGUUUCAUUCAAAGGAUGGUGGACGUUUCCUUAUUAUUCCUGUUUGGCUAAAAAAUGGCUGAUGUCCUACAGCGUACCCGUUCCACCGACGGGAAGACACGCAAUGAAAAGUUUUUUAAGCGUCGAUGUUGAUCUUACGGGAUUGGAAAUCAAUCAAUGCGAUCAAUCAAAUAAAAAAAAUUCAUUUAAUUUAGAUAUCGAAAUAUUUUACGGAACGCACAAAUGUCAUAAUGAAACCUCUCAGUGCAAAAAAAAAUUAAAAACCGGAUGGACCAGAGGCGGAUAUCAAUGCGUUUGUAAACUCGGAUAUUUCACGAAAAAAAAAGAAGCUUUCGACGGUUCAUUAGUCGAAGCUGCUUGGCAAGAAAAAUUACUCAACAUCAGUCGCGUCUACGACGAAGCUUUUAAAUGUCACAAAUGCGCUCCCGGUUGUCACACGUGUCACGAUUUGUCACCCUGUUUGGCAUUUUACAACUGGCCUUUUAGGAUAACUUUACUUGCGGUUUCACUUUUCUGCGUUUUUUUUACUCUCGGCCUCAUUUUUUACGUAUUCAAACAUCGAAGAUUAAAAGUAUUUAAAGUUGCGAGUCCAAUUUUUUUGGCCAUAACCCUUUGCGGAUGUUCCAUAAUGUAUUUGGAGAUGGCGGCCAUAUUUCCAGUUUUAGAUAGGUAUUCUUGCAUUGCUACGAAAUGGAGCAGACAUUUGGGAUUUUGCAUAACUUACACGGCACUUCUCAUGAAAACCUGGAGAGUUUCAUUGACGUAUCGCGUGAAAUCCGCGCAUAAAGUUAAAUUAACCGACAAGCAACUUCUCCAGUGGAUGUUUCCAAUACUUUUGGUCAUGCUUAUUUAUUUGGGAGCGUGGACGUUAAGCGAUCCUCCGGAUGCUGAAGAAAUAACCGACAGCGGUGGUUUAAGGUUUAAACAAUGCACGUUUAAUUGGUGGGAUCAUAGCAUAGCCAUAGGUGAAGUUUUGUUUCUUGCUUGGGGCAUCAAAGUUUGUUACAACGUUAGGAACGCCGAAUCGUUUUACAAUGAAGCACAUUUGAUAAGUUAUGCCAUAUACAAUAUUGCCGUAGUCAACAUAGCCAUGGUAGCCUUCCAUUUAUUAAUAUUUCCACAAGCAGGACCAGAUAUAAAAUAUUUGCUGGGAUUUAUAAGAACUCAAUUGAGCACAUCGGUGACUGUGGCUUUGGUAUUCGGUCCAAAAGUUACACGAGUUUGGAGAGGUCAAGGAGAUCAAUGGGAUAAUCGUGCCAGAGCCAGAGGUGUAACGGCCUCUUUUUCUUUAAAUGGAAUCGGUUUGGCUACCGAAGAAACGGCGGAUUUAUAUCAGGAAAAUGAAGAAUUAAAGGAAGAAAUACAAAAACUCGCUGGACAAAUUGAAUUUAUGAAAAUUGUACACAUGGAAACGAAUAACAGGCAUUUAAAACCCAAAGUUGGAAGUUAUUUUCAUGGAGUUAAUGCGACGAUGAUGUUACAAAGUCCGAUUGGAAAACCUAAAAACUCAACGGAAAACGUACAUUAA